AAUGCUCAGCCGUUUGUACAUAAGGCGUUGGAUGAAAAAGCUCCCGGACUCGACUCCCGGUAGUAUCUAUUUGGGAAAUAAAUUUGUGUUCCGGGUAGUGCCUCGGAGAUUUCUGCUGCUCUUUUCGAAAAUGUUUUUUCAACGUACAUUGAAAGUCCAGCAUCAGUCACCAAAACGUUACAUUCCACACCAACCACCGAAUCAGAGACCCGUAAAAGAUUUCAUAAAGGACAAAGUCAAGAGUUACAUUGUACUGUUUCUUGAAACUUCUUCGAUACAUGGCUUAAACCAUCUAAUUGCUCCUGGACGACAUUGGUUUGAAAUAUUUCUCUGGAUGACCUGCUUGUGCCUCUCGGUGUUCGGCUCCGUCUACCUCUCUUCCAGCACCUGGACUCGCUACCAAUACUCCCCCACAGUCAUCUCGAUGGACCGGGACAUGUUUGCUUGGAAUACCACUUUUCCCUGCGUUACUAUUUGCCCUUUGAACAAGAUUGACACGGGGAAACUCGAGAGUUAUCUUGAGUCUACUUCGCAACCAGAUAAGGAGGCCCUCAGUAACUUCAUUUACAAACUUGCAAAUGCCACUUAUCAAAAUUUCGAAGACGUUCCCCAAUACGAUGGUAUUGACCCCACCGCGUACACAGAUCUUUUACUGCAGCUCUCGAGACCGUUUAAACCAACGCUUACCAUCGGUGCUUCGGGAAUUACCUUGAAUAUCAUGCCAACUAUCACAGAAAUGGGGUUGUGCUAUACUAUUAAUUCAAAGAUGGCUUUUUAUAAUUCUCCGGAGUAUAGAGCUGAAAAUAGAUGGGAUAUUGUAAAAACUUACAAUGACACUUUCUUUGUUCAUCCUUUGGACGGUGAAGUGUUCGCUCAAGUAAUUAAUUUGUCUAACAAGUACGAUGUCUACAUACAUGGGCCACUAGAAGUGCCAGACAUUUCAACUAAAUGUGAGCAUUCAGAUGAAGAUUUCUACAUGAAACUUUAUGUCACAGCUCUUUCUGUGUAUACUUCACCUGAAGCUGCUAAAUUAAGCAUUAACCAAAGGCGCUGCAGGUUCUUCAACGAGAAUAACCUACCUCAUAACUCCGUGUACACGUACAACAUGUGUCGUGAUGAGAAAGUGUGCAAUGUAAAAGAUUUACACUGUCUAUCUAAAUAUAAAGAUGAAUUGUACCAACUUGCUGAUAAAACGGGAAAAAAGUUGAACUGUGGAUGUUUUCCUAACUGUGACGAUGUAAAUUAUGUUAUACAGUCAAGUGUUUUACAAGAAUGGUUCUUAGGGACGAACUUGCAGUGGGGAAUCGUAACGUAUCCAAGGAUGCGCUACAGGAGGGACAUCAUCUUCGGUUUUACAGAUGUGCUAGUGGCUGUCGGUGGCAUGGCCGGGCUGUUUCUGGGCUGCAGCGUCCUCAGCUUCAUGGAGAUAGUCUACUUCCUCACUCUUCGUCUUAUUUGCUACACUCACUAUCAAAUUAAGAAGUAA
Hyposmocoma kahamanoa is the source of this 1486-nucleotide messenger RNA. It is a transcript of the gene ppk9, whose product is annotated as pickpocket protein 11-like. The record is from RefSeq and is a predicted model, not a curated record. Gene Ontology annotation, biological process: sodium ion transmembrane transport. NCBI's taxonomy places the organism in Eukaryota, Metazoa, Arthropoda, Insecta, Lepidoptera, Cosmopterigidae. Gene Ontology annotation, cellular component: membrane. The transcript is spliced from 11 exons. The coding region runs from base 2 to 1486 and encodes 494 amino acids. Gene Ontology annotation, molecular function: ligand-gated sodium channel activity.